Messenger RNA from Talpa occidentalis (Iberian mole), 3497 nucleotides. RefSeq names its product neurofilament light chain (gene NEFL). Gene Ontology annotation, cellular component: intermediate filament; postsynaptic intermediate filament cytoskeleton; cytoplasm. Gene Ontology annotation, molecular function: structural constituent of postsynaptic intermediate filament cytoskeleton. Bases 99 to 1730 code for a protein of 543 amino acids. The record is from RefSeq and is a predicted model, not a curated record. The transcript is spliced from 4 exons. Gene Ontology annotation, biological process: neurofilament bundle assembly. Lineage: Eukaryota; Metazoa; Chordata; Mammalia; Eulipotyphla; Talpidae.
GCACACAGCCAUCCACCCUCCCCGUCCCUCUCUCCCCCGCUGUCCCGUCUCCCGAGGUCCUCAUCUCCGCCGCCAGCCAGAGGACAGCGACCGCCACCAUGAGUUCCUUCAGCUACGAGCCGUACUACUCGACCUCCUACAAGCGGCGCUACGUGGAGACGCCCCGGGUGCACAUCUCCAGCGUGCGCAGCGGCUACAGCACCGCGCGCUCUGCCUACUCCAGCUACUCGGCCCCCGUCUCGUCCUCGCUGUCCGUGCGCCGCAGCUACUCGUCCAGCUCCGGCUCCUUGAUGCCCAGUCUCGAAAAUCUCGACCUGAGCCAGGUAGCCGCCAUCAGCAACGACCUCAAGUCGAUCCGCACGCAGGAGAAGGCGCAGCUGCAAGACCUCAACGACCGCUUCGCCUGCUUCAUCGAGCGCGUGCACGAGCUGGAGCAGCAGAACAAGGUCCUGGAGGCCGAGCUGCUGGUGCUGCGCCAGAAGCACUCCGAGCCCUCCCGCUUCCGUGCGCUGUACGAGCAGGAGAUCCGCGACCUGCGCCUGGCGGCGGAAGACGCCACCAACGAGAAGCAGGCGCUCCAGGGCGAGCGUGAAGGGCUGGAGGAGACACUACGCAACCUGCAGGCGCGCUACGAAGAGGAGGUGCUGAGCCGCGAGGACGCCGAGGGCCGGUUGAUGGAAGCGCGCAAAGGAGCCGAUGAGGCAGCUCUUGCGCGCGCCGAGCUCGAAAAGCGCAUCGACAGCCUGAUGGACGAGAUCGCCUUUCUGAAGAAAGUGCACGAAGAGGAGAUAGCCGAGCUGCAGGCGCAAAUUCAGUACGCGCAGAUCUCCGUGGAGAUGGACGUGUCCUCCAAGCCCGACCUCUCCGCGGCGCUCAAGGACAUCCGCGCCCAGUACGAGAAGCUGGCGGCUAAGAACAUGCAGAACGCCGAGGAGUGGUUCAAGAGCCGCUUCACGGUGCUGACCGAAAGCGCCGCCAAGAACACAGACGCUGUGCGAGCCGCCAAGGACGAGGUGUCCGAGAGCCGCCGCCUGCUCAAGGCCAAGACGCUGGAGAUUGAAGCGUGCAGGGGCAUGAACGAGGCGCUGGAGAAGCAGCUGCAGGAGCUGGAGGACAAACAGAACGCCGACAUCAGCGCUAUGCAGGACACAAUCAACAAAUUAGAAAAUGAACUGAGAACCACAAAGAGUGAAAUGGCUCGAUACCUAAAAGAAUACCAAGACCUGCUCAAUGUGAAGAUGGCUUUGGAUAUUGAAAUUGCAGCUUACAGGAAACUCUUGGAAGGCGAGGAGACCAGGCUCAGCUUCACCAGCGUGGGAAGCAUAGCCAGCAGCUACUCCCAGAGCUCCCAGAUGUUCGGCAGAUCUGCUUAUGGAGGUUUACAGACCAGCUCCUACUUGAUGUCCGCCCGCUCCUUCCCCUCCUAUUACACCAGCCAUGUUCAGGAGGAGCAGAUAGAAGUGGAGGAGACCAUUGAGGCUGCGAAGGCCGAGGAAGCCAAGGACGAACCCCCCUCUGAAGGAGAAGCUGAAGAAGAGGAGAAGGAGAAAGAAGAAGCCGAGGAGGAGGAGGGAGCUGAAGAGGAAGAAGCCAAGGAAGAGUCAGAAGAUGCAAAGGAGGAAGAAGAAGGAGGUGAAGGUGAAGAAGGAGAAGAAACCAAAGAAGCUGAAGAAGAUGAGAAAAAAGAUGAAGGUGCUGGGGAGGAGCAAGCAACAAAGAAGAAAGAUUGAACCCCCCUUUCCUUAAUUAUUCCAGGAAUAAUUCUCCCAAAAUCAGGUCAACCCAUCACCAACCAACCAGUUGAGUUCCAGAUACUAUAUGAAUUAAGAAGUCAAUAUAUGUAUAAUGCUGAGAUGACUUAGGUUGGACAUUCAAUGUUGUGCUAUGACUUUUCUCCUUAUGCAGAGUACUUGUUUGCUUGCAGAGUGGCUUCCUGGCUUGCUGCCAGCCUGUGCAUGGUCCAUGCUUAUGAGUUCAGGAUCUAUGGCAAUGUGAAUCAUUCAGAUGUUUACAAUAAAAAAACCACAUGAAUAAAUGAAUUCACUAAUGUUACUGUUAAACUUUAUGGGAAAAUAGUUCUCUGAACCUUUGAUGGUUAGAAAUUCAAGACCUCGAAUUAUGUGCAAUAAAUAGUAAAUAAAGUUACACUGAAUGACAUUUCUUGCUGUGGUUAUUGAAUUAAUUAAAAUAUAGUAAAUAAGGCAUCAAUAUAAGUCAAGUGGAUAAUUGUCUUCCAAAUGUUAAGUUAAAAUUUUAAUAAUUACAAUGCAUUUUCUCCUUUAAUUGGUAACACUGAGGGAUACAAUUAUGACCAUUCAGAAAUCUCUCCCUUCAAAAAUUUUACUUAUAAUAAACUUCAGUAAAUGAGAGUCAUUGGGGGUUCUUCUUUAAUGAAGAACAAUACACUUCACCCCAUAAAUAUACUUCUUUUCUAAAUAAUAAUACAUUUUGCUCUACCCUAAGGUGGAGGAAGGGCUUCUUGGGUACUGUUCAUUUGAAUUUAUCUGAUAAAUAUACCUUUUUAUAGUAAACAAGUCCUCUUAAUACUAGUAUACAGUAAUAAACAUAAUAUGAACAUGAAUUCCAUCCAUUAUAUCCACAUUUUAGUAAAAUCUAAAUAUGAGAAGUUGAACUCCCAGCAAAUUACAUAAUCAGAGGGAAUGAUUUUCUAUUAAUUUAUAGUUUUGGAUAGAAUAAGGACAUCAAAGAUUAUUUGCCAUUGGAAAUGUGUUGCCUAUAAUCCUGAGCUCAUGAUUUGGUGUGUUGUUAGCUUAAGUAUGUUGCCUCUAAAUAACAUUAAAUGUCAUCUAUUUUAAACCUGUUUAAAAUUACAGAUACAGAUAAUGAGAUUGUUAUCAGCCAUAAAAGGUGGAGAUUAUAUAACUGUGUGUUACAUUGCCAUUGUUCUGCAUGACUUUAUGGGAAAUACUUGGAUUUCACUGAUAGCUCUAACUGGUUGGACAUUGCAUCGAACAUACACAUCUGUCCUCCCUGCCAACUGCAAUGUUAUGAAAGCUCUUGUACUUGAUGUGGAAUGUAGAUGGAAUUACGUGCUGUUCUGCUUCUGUUCUUGGGCAAUUGCUUUGUCAAUGAAUUUUGUUCACUAAUUUGUUCUUUAGACAACUUCUAAAAGUUCCAAAGUUAACCAGAAAGCAGUCUCCAUUUAAAAUCUGAUUACUAAACACUACCUAUUUCUAGUUAAAUAUUUGUGAUUGCACAAAUAGGAAAAAUAUUUCUUUGUCUACCACGAUGGCAUGGAUUUGCAUUGUGAAGAUUCUAAGUAUGUUGGCUUCUGUAAAGACUAAGUCACCUCAGAAACCAAGCUUUUCACAUUUAUAUUAAGCACUGGCUGCUGCACAUGUCAGACCUCUAACAGGUGCAAAUUACACACAAAAAAGGAACAGGUCAAAUGGAAACAGCUGGCUGGGUUGAGAAUUACUUGAAGUCAGAACUCUGUACCAUAUACUCUAUCCUGUGUGCCAUAAUAAAAUACUGAA